This is a messenger RNA of Cuscuta europaea, 2656 nucleotides long. The record is from the annotation of a GenBank genome assembly. Lineage: Eukaryota; Viridiplantae; Streptophyta; Magnoliopsida; Solanales; Convolvulaceae.
UUGAAACUGUACUUUCAAGUUUCAACACAAAUCGGAAUCAUAAAUCAUCAAGGUUAACAGGGAUUGGAUAAAGCAAGAACCUUUACGCUUUACCCAGCAACGAUAAUUCCAAAGUCAACCACUUUAUACGCACUCCCUUAUGAAAGACUCGCAGACGGAGUAGGAAGCAUACCUAUCCACAUCGGAGAAUGUCUGAGCAGCAGCAAGCAGUGUUCAUCGGCUCAAUCGAUCAGGGCACAACCAGCACCCGUUUCAUCAUCUACGACCGUUCCGCCCGACCCGUCGGAUCCCACCAGAUCGAGUUCACCCAGUUCUACCCUCAACCCGGAUGGGUGGAGCAUGAUCCGGUGGAGAUUCUCGAGAGUGUGAAGAUCUGUAUUGCUAAGGCCGUCGACAAGGCCACCGCAGAUGGCCACAACAUAGACGGCGGUCUCAAAGCCGUGGGUCUCACCAAUCAGAGAGAGACCACCGUGGUAUGGAACAAAUCCACCGGCCUUCCUCUCUACAAUGCCAUUGUUUGGAUGGACGCCCGUACUACUUCCAUUUGCAGGAAAUUGGAGAAAGAAUUACCUGGUGGGAGAACUCAUUUUGUUGAGACAUGUGGACUGCCGAUAAGCACCUAUUUCAGUGCCAUGAAGCUGUUGUGGCUGUUGGAGAAUGUCGAUGCUGUCAAGGAAUCCGUAAAGAAAGGGGAUGCCCUUUUUGGGACGGUCGACACUUGGAUAAUUUGGAAUAUGACUGGAGGAGUGGACAAAGGGCUCCACGUCACUGAUGUGUCCAAUGCAUCAAGAACCAUGUUAAUGAACCUCAAAACUCUUGAUUGGGACAAGCCAACACUCGAUCUGUUGGGAAUCCCUAGUGAGAUUUUGCCCAAAAUCGUUAGCAACUCCGAAAUCAUAGGGAACAUUGCCAAGGGAUGGCCAAUCACAGAUAUCCCAAUAUCGGGUUGCCUUGGGGACCAACAUGCUGCAAUGGUGGGCCAGGCUUGCCGAAGAGGUGAAGCAAAGAGCACGUACGGAACAGGUGCGUUCAUACUCCUUAACACAGGUGAGGAGGCGAUCAAGUCAAACCAUGGACUUUUAAGCACUUUGGCUUAUAAGCUGGGACCAAACGCUCCAGCAAAUUAUGCCUUGGAGGGCUCGAUUGCCAUAGCUGGAGCAGCUGUCCAGUGGCUUAGGGAUAGUCUGAAUAUAAUCAGCAGCGCUAGUGAGAUUGAGGAGUUGGCAUCAAAGGUUGAUUCGAGUGGGGGAGUUUAUUUCGUGCCGGCUUUUAAUGGGCUGUUUGCGCCAUGGUGGAGGGAUGAUGCUAGGGGAAUUUGUAUUGGGAUCACAAGGUUCACAAACAAGUCCCACAUUGCUAGAGCUGUUCUUGAGAGUAUGUGUUUUCAAGUUAGGGAUGUUUUAGAGUCAAUGCAUAAGGAUGCCGGGGAAAAAGGGGAGGUUAAAAAUGAUGCAGGAGAAUUCAUACUUAGGGUUGAUGGUGGCGCCACUGUUAACAAUCUUCUGAUGCAGAUACAGGCAGAUUUGCUAGGCAGACCAGUGGUGAGGCCAGCGGAUAUAGAGACGACAGCCCUUGGGGCUGCAUUAGCUGCCGGAUUAGCGAUUGGAGUCUGGACAGAAAGUGAAAUAUUUUCAUCCGGUGAGAGAAAGGAAAAAUCUGCCAUUUUCCAUCCAGUGAUUGGUGAUGAACUGAGGAAGAAGAAGGUUGAUUCUUGGUGCAAAGCUGUUACGAGAAGUUUUGAUUUGGCCGAUCUAUCAUUGUAAUUAAAAGUUCUCUAUUUUUUAACAUUCUUAUCUAUUUUACAGAAGUAAUAAAAUACUGCUGCUGCAUGUAUUUCCAGAAGCAAAAGAUACCUCUUGAUCCAUAAUUUGUUGUUAUAUAUUAAUCAAGGGGCAAGGGAAAUACAUGGAGCAGCCAUGGGUUAUAUAUUUACACAUUUAAAUAUCUAAUUUGAGAAGUACUGAUAGGGUGCUGAAAUAUCAGAGGCGCAAGAAACGAGGAACAAUCGUUGACUGAUUCUUCAUUUACUUAUUAAUUAUUGUUUAUUUGUUUAAAUGAAUCAGUUAGAGAAAUAAGUGGGGUUUGAUGUCAUGCAUCACUCCACUAGGUAGUUAUUAGAUCAUGGAUCACUAGGUACUUAUUGGAUCAUGGAUCACUAGGUAGUUAUUAGAUCAUGGAUGGAGUCAGUUUACGACAGUUAUUAGUCGGUUAUUAGUCAGUUGUAUUUCUUUCUCUAUAAAUAGCCUAGCCAUAUUCAAGCUAGGCAGGCAUGAAUGAAUAUUAUUUCCAAUUUCCAGAGAUUCUCUUGGCUUCUAUACCUUUCUUGAGUGAGAUUCUUACUUUGAGAGGGAAUAGGAGAGUUAUUUCUGAUAUUCCUGUUUUAAGUUUGUUUGAUAGCUUCUGGGAUCUAUCAAUUUGGUAUCAGAGCAGGUUUUUAUCCAUCCAUGGUGACCACACGCUCAUCAGCGGCAACCCGCAAUCUAGAGGAAAAUCCAUUUUCUGCUGAUCCUCUGGCCACCAUUGCAGCAAAACUGGAGACACUUGACGAGUUAAAGGAAAAAGUGAUAGCCUUGGAGAUUCAAGCCUCCAAAUCCAACCGAGGGAAAGGGAAGACGAGACAGUGGGGCGAUGAUACUGAAGAAGAAUCUGAUUCGCA